GUGGAACUCUCAGCUGUUUCCUGCCUGUUUGUUCCACGCGAGAAAUGGGGGGCAGAGAAUGUUGCGUGAUUAGCUGUGGGAGCAGCUCCCACGACCACCAGGGCAGGAUGUUCCUGAACGGCCUGAGCUUCCACUGCUUCCCUGCGUGGAGAACGAAGGAAGGCGACUUUAUAUCGGAGCUAACGAGGCGGCGGAGAGACGCGUGGGUGACCGCCGUGGGCCGCAGAGAAAUCACCUUCGACCGCAUCCCGUCCUCCAUGAGAGUCUGCUCCAGACACUUUCUGUCUGGAAAACCAGCAUAUGAGAUGCUGGACUCGGAUCCAGACUGGGUGCCGUCUCUACACCUGGGUCAUGAUGGUGAUGAUGAAUAUGAAGAAAAGUCCUGGAAUAAAAGAAGAAGGUUGUCUUCGGAUGAGAAACCAGUAGAAGGAGCAGAUGGUGCUGCUGAAGCCAGGAAGCCUCCUCCGCCUGCGUGGAAAGAUGUGAAAUCUGCCCUGCAGUCUCUUCUGGAGGGUAAAACCAUCAUCAGUCAGCAGCAGGGAGACGAUCAGCAGAACCAAGGCGCUGAGACGAGGACCGACUCCAGCUUCCGGGACUUCUUCAGGAACGCUCUGGAGUCGUCUCUGGAGGCCUCCAUCCAGGCCAGAGCUCGCUCUAAGAGUCGGUCGCCGUCCACAGAGUACGAAGUGGAGCUGAACGUCAAGCUUCCAUCUUCUCCAGGAGAACCGUCUGCUCUAGAAGAGCCAUCCUCUUCACAGCCAUCCUCUUCACAGCCAUCCUCUUCACAGCCAUCCUCUUCACAGCCAUCCUCUUCACAGCCAUCUUUUUCACAGCCAUCUUUUUUACAGCCAUCUUUUUCACAACCAUCCUCUUCACCGUCGUGUGCGAACUGCUCCACGAUGCUGCAGAGGAUUCGAGAGCUGGAGCAGAAGCUGUUUGAAGUCGCCAGCAGACAUAAGUUCAAAGUGCUGAACAGACCCAAGCAAACGAUCACAGAGGAGACCAGACCCUCUGGGGAAGAGGGUGAGUCGACGGCUCACGUUGGACCAGUUCAAGCCACUCCUUCCACCUCCCGCCCUCCUCGUCCUCCUCAGCGCCGCCGCCACUGCUUCAGGAAGGAGUGGGUCAAGAUCUUCCCGUUCCUCCGGUACUCUCCAAGCCUCAACAUCAUGUGGUGCCACGUGUGCCGCGUUCACGCGGACUCGUUCUGCCAGAACCAUCGUCUGAUCAAAGGCUCCAAUCAUUUCACCAAGUCCAGCAUAAGGAAGCACACCAACUCCGCCUACCACCAGCAGAACAUGCAGCGCUUCCUGUGGAGCAGCCACACGCCGCUCGAGGAGCCGUCGGGUCCGUCGGGUCCGUCAGAUCCACCCGCGGAGCCACAAUCAUAAUGAAGAAGCAAAAACAAAGGCUCCGGAAAAGUUUUUACUGAAUAAGCUCAACAGCAUAAUAGACAAAGCGUUAAAAAUGGAUCCUUCUGUUGGUUUGCAGUUUUUGUGUGGUACAUUGGUGAAUGUUUUUCCUGUCAGAUCAGAACCUUUUCGAGGCCUGAAACAUCUGUGCAAAGUACCGAAACAACAUGGUACUUUGCACAGAUCGAUUCCAUCGAUUCGCUACUUUCUGAUCUUCCUGGUGAUUCUACAACUUCUGAACGAGAGAAACUGGAGCUGAGUGGUUUUUGAGGACUAAAGUUUUGGAAAAUACAUUUGUGUUUUUUCACCACACACUCCUUUGUUUACAUAUUCUAGAGUGAUGUCAGCGGACCUAGAGCUGCCAUCUUGUUUGCGGAGCGUGUUCUACUGCUCUUUAUUUAUUUGGACGUUGAAUUCAGGUCAACUUUACAACAGAAUAUUAGUAUGAGGCUAAGUUUAUUUUUGUUUAAAGUAUAAUAAUGCCAUAAUAUUAUAGGAUUCCCAUUUUUUUGAGUAACGUCAGCGCACCAAGAGCCGCCAUCUUGUUUGUUAAAUGUUACAGCUUCUCUUGAUUUCAGGUCAAAUACGUCGAAAUAUUUUAGGUCAGGCUAUGAUAUUUUUAUUUUAGUUAUGAGAAUAAAUAUUACAAAAAUACAGUCUUAGCCUGCCUGGCGCCCCCCAAGAUGUCGCCCGUAUCAGAAACCUCAACCGGAUAAGAUAAUACUUCACCUUUUAACACAUCAGCGUCAAAUUAUUGGGACUUUGAAACAAUUGAGCAAUGACUAAGUCUAAGAAAGAAUAACAAACUGGACUGGUCACGUCUGAUAACUAAGCCAAUUUUUAUCAUUUUAAGAAUUUAUUUGUGAUAAACUUGUCUUUUUCUGCUAAUACUGUGAAUAUAUUAUUAUUAAACAAAUUCUCUUGUAGAUGGCCCUGAUGUCCGUAGUACCACUCCAAGAAGAAAAGAUAUUUUCUAUCAUUUUGAGGUUCUUUUUCUUCUUUUUAGAAAAGAAAGCGGUCAAUAAAAAACAUCAAGUGAAAUCGGAUCUGGUAUGAAAAAAUGUGGAGAUAUUAUUUUUAAACCUAGAAACAUUCCUGAAAUCGAUCAAAUCAACUUUUGAAACGUCACCAACUCUGGGUCAGUUACCAUGGUAACAAACCCCGAUAACAGCCGAAGCAGGUUGUUACGAUACUACUGACCAGGUCGUUGUGUUAGCCGGGAAGCUAAAGCACUCAAUUCACACAUAAUUGGAUCCAUGGAAACGUCCAUUUUGGUUAAAUCAAUGGAGACUAAAAGAACCGUAUCCCAAAGGGAAAACAAAUGGUUCCGAUUGGAGCCGUCUGUGUUAAGAGCUAGUAAAGCUAACGUCCGGUUCUCACAAUGAUGGCUGCUGCUGCUGUUUUUCACUCGGGUGUUUCUCACUUCCUGUUAUGAUCCUGGAUUAGAAGAAUCUGUGAGCUGCUGCCGUUUUGGUGAGAAAGUUCAUAUUUUCUGACUAAAUCUGUGAAAUACGGAAGCAUUCAACUGUCAAAGCUUAGAAAUAAAUUCUGGAGCACUAAGAAUAAGAAAGGUGGUAACAGUAAAACAGAAAUGCCUCUUGUGACUUUUUUUUAAAAACAUGUAUAAUAAAUUUUGCAUUUCGUUUGGAGACACUUCACCUGAAUUUAUUUCCAAGCUCUGGCAGUUAAAACCAUUAAGCUGUGAAUUUAUGACACUAAACCUUUUAUUUUAUUUUAAAAGUGCAUUAAAGAAAGACAUUAAUGGAGUUGA
Molecule: messenger RNA, 3183 nt
Organism: Xiphophorus hellerii (green swordtail)
Lineage: Eukaryota; Metazoa; Chordata; Actinopteri; Cyprinodontiformes; Poeciliidae
Product: probable serine/threonine-protein kinase samkC
Exons: 5
Coding region: 45-1391 (448 amino acids)
Source: RefSeq, a predicted model, not a curated record